Molecule: messenger RNA, 540 nt
Organism: Fraxinus pennsylvanica
Lineage: Eukaryota; Viridiplantae; Streptophyta; Magnoliopsida; Lamiales; Oleaceae
Source: the annotation of a GenBank genome assembly
AUGUCUCGAGUGUACGUUGGGAAUUUGGAUCCGCGAGUAGAUGAGAGAGAUUUGGAGGAUGAAUUUCGCAUCUAUGGCGUGCUCCGAAGCGUGUGGGUUGCUAGAAGACCACCGGGUUAUGCCUUUAUUGAGUUUGAUGAUCGCCGGGAUGCUCUUGAUGCAAUUCGGGAUCUGGAUGGGAAGAAUGGCUGGCGUGUGGAGCUUUCACACAAUUCAAAGGGGGGUGGAGGAAGCCGUGGAGGGCGUAGUCGUGGAGGCGGUGAUGAUAUGAACUGUUAUGAGUGUGGUGAACCUGGUCAUUUUGCUCGCGAGUGUCGCUCGCGCUUUGGUUCAAGAGGUUUAGGAAGUGGACGUCGCAGGAGCCCCAGUCCUCGACGCCGUAGAAGUCCAAGUUAUGGGAGGAGGAGUUAUAGUCCUUAUGGGAGAAGGUCUCCACUUAAACGUAGCCUAUCACCUCGCCGUGGUCACAGUUACAGCAGAUCUCCAGUCUACAGCCGUGGUCGCCGUGUUUCACCAUAUACGAAUGGAGCUCGAUACUGA